Molecule: messenger RNA, 3048 nt
Organism: Brassica rapa (field mustard)
Lineage: Eukaryota; Viridiplantae; Streptophyta; Magnoliopsida; Brassicales; Brassicaceae
Product: B3 domain-containing protein At2g24670
Molecular function (GO): DNA binding
Source: RefSeq, a predicted model, not a curated record
ACAGAUUUUUUUCUACAGCAAAAAUUUUAAAGCUACAGUCAUUACCAAUCGGACCUUGAACAAAAAAAAUCUGUCUAAAUAACGAAACCAAAUCCGAUUUAAAAAAGUGACACCGAAUCUAAACAAAAAUUGCUUAAAUAUCAGAAUAUGUUCAAAUUUUUAGUAUCUAAAAAAUAAGAAUCGAGUCCGACCCGAACCAAUAUAUUUCGGCUAUAAAUUCAGGCACACCACACACGCUGUAAGGAGAAUCAGGUCAAAGUUUCACUCAAAUUAUCUUGUCUGAUUGGUUGUCACUGUUAUACAACAAAUUCACUCUUUUAAAAUAAUUAUUUUAAUGAAAAUGAAUAGUAUCUCUUAGAACACAUUUGAUAUUUAAGCACAUUAGCUUAUGAGAUUUUUUGAAUAGAUGACCCUAAUGUCGUGUAUAGAGUAAUAAUAAACAAACAAAAAUAUUACUUUAUUUAUGGAAUAGACCUGCUUUUUACUUCAUUAUAGAGUAAAAAUAAAUUGGAAUUGGAAUAAAUUUAACUUUAAACUUCAUUGUGGGAUAAAAAAUAAAGUAUGAUUGUAAUUUUUCUUAGAUUCUCUCGGGAUAACAUAUAUAGUGCCUUUUUCGUAAUAUUUUGCAUGCAGCUUCUAAUCUAUUUCCAAACUUUUUGUUCAGUAUCAUUGGAGAACAAGCUUGCACCAUUUAUUUAUUAUUUUUAUUAUCUUGACAUUCAUAUUUCAUACUAUGAGUUUGGAAAUAUUUGGAAUAUGUGUAAUUUCUAAGAAAGUAUGCUAUGAGUUUCGUGUUUAGUUUCGGUAUAGGCUAACAUUGUUUGGCUUUACUCUUCUCAGGUGUGGGUCGCGUAGUCAAAAUUUUCCUCUUAAUUAAUAGUUGUCUGCAUAAUAGUACAUUAAUACAGCUUUAAACUAUAAAUAUAAAUAUUGCAUACAAUUGAUUUUUAUUAAAAAUUUACAUAAUCUCUGUUUUAUAAGGUUUACAAAGUAAAAUUUUGAUAUUUUAAAAUGUUAUUAAUUGUCUAUUUUAGAACAGUAAGUAAAUAAUUAUAUAAUUAUAUUUUCGAAUUUAAGUUUGAUUUCUUUUAAAAUAUAAUAUCUCAUUUGAAUGGGGAUAUAAUUAUCUUACUAUAUUUAAAAUGGUAGUUUUGAAAAAGAAAAUAAGAUGUAUUUCAAAUUUAAAAUCAUAAAUAGGCUAAUUUCCUAAUCAUCCCUAAGACCUUUUGUUACGGGUGUCUUUUUACGAUAUUAUACAUUUUUUUUGUUCUUUUCGUCUGCCCUAGAGAAAACUUGUAGCCCAAGUUUUAUUCUUAAUGAAAGCAAUUAGAGAAACACUCCAAUCUUGUUGAUUGGGAUAUAGGCAUAUAAUAGAGCGGUGAGAUAAGUACACAAAUUGAAAAUGUGGUGUGCGCGCGUGGACUUAAGCUGAAUAAAGAGAAUCUCCUAGAUUUACUUAAACUAGAGAUAAUCUUGUGAGAUUCGAUUCACUUUUGGUUAUGUUCAAACUUAUAUUAUUAUUACCGCUUAACAAUGCGAAGAUAACUACGGAUUCACAAAGAAAAAGGAAAUUUGCAUUUUAGGUGGUCCGUGUAGGAAUAGGUCAAUGAAAUAGCUAUAUAAACUGAGUCCCUUUCUCAUCCUAGCUCCUUUCUCAUUAACAUCUUCUCCUUAUUUGUUGUUUAUUAUAUUUCUCCAGAGAGAUUUUGAUUCAUCGCCAAGAAAAAAUAAAAAAAGAAACUCUGCUUAUCGAGGAGAAAGAUGGCGACCAAUGAUGAUGAUGCUAACAGACGCUACGAGUGUUCUUCGGACGAGGGAGAGAAGAGAUGCUUUGAUCUUUUUGCGGCGUUGCUUCUCGCUUGCGGUGACGAAGAAACAAGAGCGAAACGAGGACAAGACGAGCAAGAGAGAAACAUGCUCAUGAUUGACACUAUUACUAAUGCUGCCACCAACACUUUCUUCGAGUUUGAUGAUGAGUCCAAGAAUCAACAACACAUUGCUUCUUCGAGUUUGGAAGAGUCAAAGAGGCGUCGUGUGGUGGAGUCUAACGACGUACCCAUCAGAGCAGAACCUAUUAGAGAAAUCAAACCUCCGGUUAAGGAAAGAAAGAGACGGGUUAAAAGAAAGGCGCUGGUUAGAAAGGAACCGGUCAGAAGAGAACCGGUGGUGACCCCGGGAUGGGUGGAUGACCUAAUGAAGAGAUUCAAAGGUCGUGAGGGGGAUGCGAGGAUGAUAUUUGAAAAGGCGAUGACGAAGACUGACCUCGCACCAAACCAAGGACGUCUCUUGAUGCCAUUUAACCAAAUGGCUGAUAUGCACUUUUUGACCGAGGCAGAGUGGAAGAUCCUAGAGGAGCAUCACAAACACAAGGGAGAUGUUAAAAAAGGAGUUAACGUUGAUGAGAAAAUGAAAGGAGUUGAUGUCAUCUUGUUGCGUCGUAACGGUAAUAACAAGGGAUGGGAGCUUAACCUGAGGAUAUGGGAGAUGAGUUCUAAUUUCAACUACGCCUUGUGUACUGGUUGGAACCAGGUCGUCCGCGAUAACAAGCUAAAGACGAACCAGACUAUUACCCUCUGGUCCUUCCACUCCCGUGAUGGCACUCUCUACUUUGCUUUCGAUCUUCCCACUCAAGAUGAAGGUAUGGCUCUAGCUCUGGUUCCAGCUUCAUCUUCAUCCAUGGUGCCCUUUGAAAUCUCUGAGGAGGAUCCGUUUGCGUGUGAAGAGGCAAACAGGAGACUUUAUCAAUUUGUAAGGGAAAGGAGAACUCCUCGAGUUUGUGUUCAAAUCAUAACAAAUGAUUCUUCUGGCAACCUCAACCUACUCGAGGGUAGUUUGGAUCUAAACAGAACACCACCUGAAGAGUGCACUGAGAUGGAUUCUGAUCUCGAGGCUGUACAAGAGACGACCUCACAGGAAUCCCUCACUGAGCCCUCACUAGUAUCCUGGAGUUUCCUGGAGGAGGGGAAACAGCUCUGCUCUAUGUGACUUAAUUAAUCUUUGUAUUAUUCUAAACCCUAGCUCUCUAUUGGCCACGUCAUGCAAGUAGUU